Lynx canadensis (Canada lynx) is the source of this 1812-nucleotide messenger RNA. It is a transcript of the gene BZW2, whose product is annotated as basic leucine zipper and W2 domains 2. Gene Ontology annotation, cellular component: cytoplasm; membrane. Gene Ontology annotation, molecular function: protein binding. Lineage: Eukaryota; Metazoa; Chordata; Mammalia; Carnivora; Felidae. Bases 121 to 1380 code for a protein of 419 amino acids. The record is from RefSeq and is a predicted model, not a curated record. The transcript has 12 exons.
GUCUGUCCUUCACUCCUCCAUUGUCUGCCGCCGCCACUGCCGCGGGUGCCACCGCCGCUGCCGGGAUCGCCGCAGCCUGCAGCCUCGCGCGUCGCCGCUACCUCCUCGGACAGAAAUUUUAUGAAUAAGCAUCAGAAGCCAGUGCUAACAGGCCAGCGGUUCAAAACUCGGAAAAGGGAUGAAAAAGAGAAAUUCGAACCCACGGUCUUCAGGGAUACACUUGUCCAGGGGCUUAAUGAAGCUGGUGAUGACCUUGAGGCUGUAGCCAAGUUUCUGGAUUCCACAGGCUCAAGAUUAGAUUAUCGCCGCUAUGCAGACACACUCUUUGAUAUCCUGGUGGCUGGCAGUAUGCUUGCCCCUGGAGGAACACGCAUAGAUGACGGAGACAAGACCAAGAUGACCAACCACUGUGUGUUUUCAGCAAAUGAAGAUCAUGAAACCAUCCGAAAUUAUGCUCAGGUCUUCAAUAAACUCAUCAGGAGAUAUAAGUAUUUGGAAAAAGCAUUUGAGGAUGAAAUGAAGAAGCUUCUCCUCUUCCUUAAAGCCUUUUCCGAAACAGAGCAGACAAAGUUGGCAAUGCUGUCGGGGAUCCUGCUGGGCAACGGCACCCUUCCCGCGACCAUCCUCACCAGUCUGUUCACCGACAGCUUAGUCAAAGAAGGCAUUGCAGCCUCAUUUGCGGUCAAGCUUUUUAAAGCAUGGAUGGCAGAAAAAGAUGCCAACUCUGUUACCUCUUCUUUGAGAAAAGCCAACUUAGAUAAGAGGCUGCUUGAACUCUUUCCAGUUAACAGGCAGAGCGUGGAUCAUUUUGCUAAAUACUUCACUGACGCAGGCCUGAAGGAGCUUUCCGACUUCCUCCGAGUCCAGCAGUCCCUGGGCACCAGGAAGGAACUGCAGAAGGAGCUCCAGGAGCGUCUUUCUCAGGAAUGCCCAAUCAAGGAGGUGGUGCUCUAUGUUAAGGAAGAAAUGAAGAGGAAUGAUCUUCCGGAAACAGCAGUGAUUGGACUUCUGUGGACCUGUAUAAUGAAUGCUGUUGAAUGGAACAAGAAGGAAGAACUCGUUGCAGAGCAGGCCCUUAAGCAUCUGAAGCAAUACGCUCCACUCCUGGCUGUGUUCAGCUCCCAAGGCCAGUCAGAGCUGAUCCUCCUCCAGAAGGUUCAAGAAUACUGUUAUGACAACAUCCAUUUCAUGAAAGCUUUUCAGAAGAUCGUGGUUCUCUUUUAUAAAGCUGAUGUACUGAGUGAAGAAGCAAUAUUGAAAUGGUACAAAGAAGCACAUGUUGCCAAAGGCAAAAGUGUUUUUCUUGACCAGAUGAAGAAAUUCGUUGAGUGGCUACAAAACGCAGAAGAAGAAUCUGAGUCAGAAGGUGAAGAAAAUUAGAUGGCUCAAGAAGCACAAUAGGCCACCACACAACACUUUUACUGGGAAUGCUGAACCAUUUGAGAAGAGAAAACUUGGCUUCCGUUUUCACAAAGGAAAAAAAAAAUAGGAUAGGCUGCCCUUGUGCGAAGGGGGAAAUGGUUUUUGUUUUCGUUUUGUUUUUAAAUGGAGCCCUGAGGCAUCAGCUAUUAUACUUGGGACUCUACCUCUCACUCACUAUAUGCUAACUUAAAGCCAUUCAACAAGGAGUCCAGUAGGUAUCUGAAAUUCAAUACUCAACAGACUCCUCUUUUUUAGCUGUAUUUUUCAGGUACUGUGUGGUGAACGCCCCACUGGUGUCUAUUACAGGGCCACUUUGGUAGUUGUGUAUCUGCUCGUGUAUGUGAUUUGACAAACCAGUUUUUUAAAAUAAAUGGCUUUUUAAAAAUCUGG